UCUGUGUUGGUAUAGCUGGUUGGUUUUAAGAGCUGCAUGAUGCUGCUGCAAGAGAGGGGAGCGUACACACACAGAUUAUGGCGGCAGCAGAAUCCAGCCCUCUGACCACUCAUGUGCUGAACACUAGCGAUGGCAUCCCAGGUGCCAAGAUGGCUCUCAGUCUGCACCGAUUGGACUCCCAGUUGAUGAUAUGGACCAUGCUGAGUGUUGGGACAACAAAUGAAGAUGGCCGCUGCUCUGUACUCAUCAGCCGGGAAGAUUUCACACCCGGCAUGUACAAGCUGCGCUUUGAGACGGGAGCAUACUGGGAGAGCCUGGAUCAGACCUGCUUCUAUCCUUAUGUAGAGGUUGUGUUCACCAUCAAUGACCCAGACCAGAGGUUUCACCUCCCUCUCCUGAUGAGUCGCUUCUCUUACAGCACCUACAGAGGAAACUGAGAUCUGUGGACCUGACCAGCCGGAAUCACAGAUCGAGAGAGACUUUUCUGUUGUCUUUCGAGAGUUGGGGUCACUUUGAAAUGUCCUUAUUUUUGAAAGAAAAACAUUUUUUUCUUUUCAGUGACGAUAACAUGAAAUUAAUCAGCAAUACAUUCUAGACAUUGUUCAUGUAGUAAAUGACUAUUCUAGCUUGAAACGAUGGAUUUUUUAAUUAAAUAUUUACAUAGGGGUUCAGAGGCCCAUUUCCAGCAACCAUGACUCCUGUGUUCUAAUGGUAAUUCUGGUAGCAAAUCACGUUGAAAGGUUAAUUGAUAAUUAGAAAACCCUUGUGCAAUUAUUCUAGCACAUGAAUAAAAGUGUGGGCUUUCAUGGAAAACAUGAAAUUGCAUGAGUGACCCCAAACUUUUUAACGGUAGUAUAUAGAAGAGGCGUUUCUCUUUCUGUCUUUGAUCCAGUUGUUGUUCUGUGUUACUGUUACUGACUGUUGAGUUUUAAAUACGCGACUAUAGGAUACACUGUGUUUUUAUAUUCAUGAAUACACAGAUAAUCUAUCUUAUGCUUAUGUGUCAUUACUGCACUCUUGGAUUCAUAGGCAACAUCUAAGGAAUCAUUCUUUCUGAGUCAAUCAUCACUGACAUUUAUUCUUAAUAUCACUAUUUUAUGCUUCAUGUUAUUUCCCAUCACACUAACUUACAUGCUUACAUGGAAACCUCUUAAUUAUAUAAUUGCCGGUGUUGAUGACAUUGUCAUUUUCAUAGAAUCUUUAUUCAGAGUCCUAAUCAAAUGGAAAUAAAGCUGAAAGUUAAUUUCA
Acanthochromis polyacanthus (spiny chromis) is the source of this 1248-nucleotide messenger RNA. Its product is annotated as 5-hydroxyisourate hydrolase-like. The transcript is spliced from 4 exons. NCBI's taxonomy places the organism in Eukaryota, Metazoa, Chordata, Actinopteri, Pomacentridae. Gene Ontology annotation, biological process: purine nucleobase metabolic process. Gene Ontology annotation, molecular function: hydroxyisourate hydrolase activity. Bases 78 to 437 code for a protein of 119 amino acids. The record is from RefSeq and is a predicted model, not a curated record.